CCCAUUCAGCAAACACCUUUACUAAAAAUGAUGUGCUUGGGAACUGUCGGAGAUUAACUGAGUGGGACACGAAUCAUUUCUCUUGCGGAUCGGGCUGUUUCAAUUGUACAUAAAAUAUACAGGACGAAUACCCGAUGUUUGCGACGUUACGAAUGGACGGGAUUGUUCCUCUGAUAUUACACAUUUUGGGUACCAUUCCAAUUGUGACACCAAACUGCCCAGCCAUAGAAACGUGUUUGUCUGAGCUGAAUAAUGAAAUAUGGAAGCCGAGGGGAGAGGAGACGAUCUGCGGAUUCUUCCUGGUUUAUCGAAACUGUAUGGAUGCUGCUGAAAUAAGCUGUAAUCUUGACCUUACGCAUGUCGAGGACAAAUUAUAUGACCAGUUUCCCAUGUGCCGUACUAAACGUUCAGGCACGUGUCCACAGAAGAAGAACUGUGAUGAUCAGUUCGAACAAACUUCAACAUCAGACAGAUGUCACGACUCGAGGACAUAUGAAACCUGUCUAUUCGAAGUGAUGCAGUCAUGUGAUCUGUCGCAGAGUGACCUUGAACCAGCUAUAAAGGCCAUUGUCGAUCACUGUGGACAACUCUCAAUCUUAGCUGCGGUAGACGGCGUCAAUAAUCUUGGUGUUUUCAUCAAGACCUUACUAAACGGUGAAAGUGGAUUAUUGGCGUGUGCUGAUGCAGAUCAGUGUAUCAGCCAAUCAAAAGCAGUGACAUUAGCGAGCCAAAGAAAAACAUUCGCCGAGCUCUGUAGUUCCCUAUGGACAACACAAAAUUGCCUGGACAAGGCAGUGUCGAGAUGUACGUCACGUGACCCCUUCUCUGAAGCUUUAUUGGACGUGGCCAGAAGUGAAAUAGAUACUCUAUGUAAAACACAUACAGGCUGUGCACGUUUGUCUCAGUGCAGCUCUUUGAUGUUGGCUGACUCGGUAAACAAAGAAAGUAUCACAGCGAGAUGCAGUUUGGUACAACAUGUCUUAGCCUGCCUCAGCAACAUCAGAACGAUUUGCCCCUUAAUUCCCCAAGUCGCCCUUUUCCGUCUACAGACGACUGUGAGUCAGUGUGAUGCGGGACUCUACACAAACGUUGGCGUCAUAUCAACAACACCUAACUUGCCGACUACGACGACUGAAUAUCUGGGAGAAAACGUUGACAUGGUCUUAGUCCACAUGUUCAGAAAACUGAUGGGCUUAAUUCAAAUCAGUUCAGUUGACACUAGAUGUGUGAACCUGACGACGUGUGUACCGUCAGACUACGACUACAUCGACGACUUGCUGCAGGGAAACUACGACCGCUUCUGCGAUACCAUGAGGGAGAUGCAUUUUUGUUUGCACGUGUCAGCGUCAAUCUGCAAGAUCUCGGACGAACUCUACCAAGCGAUGACACACUCCAGGAAGUACCUGUUCCAGACAUGCAGACCUCUAGGACUUGCUGUUGCAGCAUCACCAGGAACUUCUAUCAGAAACACAGGAUUGUGGUUUGCAGUAGCAAUCCUAGCAAGGACAACAACCUAUCUACAGUGACACUGUACAGCACAAUACCAUAUCAUCCAUCACAUCAAAAUAACACUGGUUGAUCCAA
Molecule: messenger RNA, 1584 nt
Organism: Gigantopelta aegis
Lineage: Eukaryota; Metazoa; Mollusca; Gastropoda; Neomphalida; Peltospiridae
Exons: 12
Coding region: 135-1526 (463 amino acids)
Source: RefSeq, a predicted model, not a curated record